Messenger RNA from Cryptococcus wingfieldii CBS 7118, 1257 nucleotides. RefSeq lists its product as hypothetical. The coding region runs from base 1 to 1257 and encodes 418 amino acids. Gene Ontology annotation, biological process: regulation of DNA-templated transcription. Gene Ontology annotation, molecular function: zinc ion binding; DNA-binding transcription factor activity, RNA polymerase II-specific. The record is from RefSeq and is a predicted model, not a curated record. The transcript has 2 exons. NCBI's taxonomy places the organism in Eukaryota, Fungi, Basidiomycota, Tremellomycetes, Tremellales, Cryptococcaceae.
AUGUCCCCCAGGCCCUUCGAGGGCUUCCUUCCCCCCCAGUACCUUCCCCACGCAUCCCCCAACCCCCACUCCUUCCCCCAACUGCAGACCCAGAACCCACUCCCCUACCAGUCCGCUCCAGCUGCUCUCAACAAGAGCGAAAGCUUCAACGUCAUGUCUGACCAUGCUCCCUUUCCACUCUACUGCCCUACCCCCAACCUGACGCCUGUCUAUCCGUCUUCUAGGUCCACAAGCUGCUACUCGGAUGGGAGUAUCUGCUUUACUCCCCAGGACGUGCCCAGCUUCUUCCCAGAGUAUAGCAACGUUGCCCCAAAGCGUCGCCACACUUACCUCGAAGACGACUCGCGCUCUGCCGACACGUUUGCCAAGCCCAACACCACUUCUGCUUUCUAUGGCGGCGAGGGUUCGUACAUGGUGCCCGACACGCGAAUCUUUUCAGAGCCCCUUGAAAUGUCUCGUCAUCGACACAGUAUCGUGCCCGACAGCGGGGACAGAACCACGUCCUUUGAGGAAGCCAAGACGGUUCCCAUGGGUGGCAUGCUGCGCUUGGCUGAAGAAGACGAAUUCGAGGCCAGUCCGAAACGCCCCAAGCUGGCGACGUCUCCUUCGUCCCCGGACGUGCCUCUGAUAGCCAGGCGGACGAGAAGUGUCCAGGCGUGUGAUCCUUGCAGACGUCGCAAAGCGAGGUGCAUUGGCCGCGACCCAUGCGAACGCUGUGCGAAAAGCAGACGCCCCUGCGUCUUCUCCCCCGUCCACCUCACCCGCCGCUCCUCUCGUCCGAGCGCCACUCGCAGACCAUCUGGUCUCUCCACCGCCGCUCCCAUAUCCACCUCCCCCAUCGGCCGGCACAGUCUCGAGUCUCCCGCCACCUCUCUCUCAGCUGGCCCAUCAUCGCGGCCACCGGGCGGCGAAUCACCCUGGCUGCCCAUAUCCCCACAAGUCCCCAAUAGCACGGGCCUAGGACUGCAAUUACAUCCCGCCAUGACCUCUGCAUCCCCUUCAUCGUCCUAUUCUUUGACACCAAAUUACUCUUACUACCCCGGUGGUCCUCCCGGUACAGAGUUUCCUCAAGGUCUAGCCAGAUCCGGCUUGGGCUUGGGCAUGUCUCUGGGUGGGCCGAGGGGGUAUGAGAGCUAUGAUGGCGGGGCGGGGGAUGAUGCCAGCUGGAUGGGCUCGGGAACGACAGAGAGCAGUAGUGCCAGACCACACAGUAGUGGAGACAUGGGAGGCGCCGGGCAGGCUUUGUGGAGUUAUUGA